This is a messenger RNA of Stomoxys calcitrans (stable fly), 1913 nucleotides long. It is a transcript of the gene Rab27, whose product is annotated as ras-related protein Rab-27A. The record is from RefSeq and is a predicted model, not a curated record. The transcript is spliced from 3 exons. Gene Ontology annotation, cellular component: melanosome; secretory granule. Gene Ontology annotation, molecular function: GTPase activity; GTP binding. The coding region runs from base 930 to 1634 and encodes 234 amino acids. Gene Ontology annotation, biological process: melanosome transport; positive regulation of exocytosis. Lineage: Eukaryota; Metazoa; Arthropoda; Insecta; Diptera; Muscidae.
UCAUUCGCAACAGGUCGCUCGUUACUGUUGCUCUUUGUGUGUGAGGUCGCUUGCAUAAAAAUUCGAAAGACAUUACGGUCGUUUUGCCUAAAAGAAAGAGCCAAACAAAAAAAAUUGUGUCAAAGCAUUUCUUUCAAGUUUGCAGACGUAUCAAUAGAUUUUACACACACCAUUAUUUUCCAAGUAAUUGCGGGAGUUCUUUUUCCGAGUUUUUGUGGUGUUCAGAAGGAAACACCCCCGUUUUAAGGUGUGUGUGAGUGUGUGGCGGCAUGAGUGUAAAAGCCAACAUCAAUCCUAAGUUUUGAGAAUUCUUACAAAUGCUAAGUGUGUGUGUGUGUUUGUGUGAGUUCUUUGUUUGCUGCUUUUAAGGACUUUUGUGUGAUUGAAAAAAAGAGUUUGUUUGGUUUUCAUUUUUCGAAACUGCAGCACGUACUUGGCAGCGGGAAAGUUACUACAGGGCAACAUUCAUUAAAAGCCAGGUAUAAUCCCUAAAAAUUAAUUAAAAACAAAAAGACAACAUAGCAACUUUUGAUACUUACCCCAAAUCGUCUUGGAGAUAGCGAUAGAAAAUUGAGUGCUGUAGUGGGUGAAAGAUGAGGUCUUCAAAAAGUAACAGGUAUCAAAUUUACUUCAAAUAAGUGGAUACUGCUCUAAAACAGCAACCAUCGCCAUUAUCAUUCAUUCAUUCAACAUUUGGGUGUAGGAAUCGUUGCGCCAAAAGGACAAGCAACAGUUGUUGGUGUUUUUGUUAACGGCAAGAGAGAAAAGGAGACCGUUAAAAAGUUUGUUUUACAUAUCCAUUUGUGGUUGUCAUCGGAAACGGAAAUCCCACAGACGAAUCAUUUUGCACAGUCACAUUUGCAGCUAUACUCCCAGUUUCCCAAGUCCUUAGACCUCUGCACCAACAACAACAACACGAGGACAUCAGCAUGUCAUUGCCAAACAAUAUUGAUUAUGACUACCUAAUGAAAUUUCUAGCAUUGGGUGAUUCGGGUGUGGGAAAGACGAGCUUUCUGUAUCAGUACACAGAUGGUCGGUUUCAUUCGCAGUUCAUAUCAACAGUUGGCAUAGAUUUCCGGGAGAAACGCUUGAUUUACACAUCUCGCGGCCGUAAUCAUCGCAUUCACCUGCAACUAUGGGAUACCGCAGGUCAAGAGAGAUUUCGCUCACUCACCACAGCAUUCUAUCGCGAUGCCAUGGGAUUUCUGCUCAUUUUCGAUCUGACCAGCGAAAAGUCCUUUUUGGAAAUCACCAAUUGGCUAGAACAAUUGCGACAGCAUGCCUACUCCGAGGACCCUGAUGUGGUGUUGUGUGGCAAUAAAUGCGACUUGCAUGACUUUCGUGUCGUUUCACAUCAACAGGUCACUGCUUUGGCAGAACGUUAUAAACUGCCAUACAUUGAGACAAGCGCUUGUACCGGCUACAAUGUAAGUGCGGCCGUUGAACUUUUGGUGGGUCGUGUCAUGGAACGCAUGGAGAAUGCCAUAGCCAAUGCUGAGCUAACACGGCUAAUGUCUCAAACACAUUUGACAAAUUUCAAAAAUAUUAAUCAUCACACCCUGAGGAUGGCGCUGCUAAAGGGCGAACCUGGAUCACAGAAUGAGGAAAAAUGUAAACAAAACUGUAGCUGUUGAGGCCAUGAGGGGGCAUGAAAAAAAUAUCGCCCUUGGGCUUUGGGUAUUUGGAAAUUGUUUUGUUUUUUGUAUUUAUGGGACAACCAGAACAAAAGAACAAAAAACUCAAUUAUUAUUCUUCAAAACUGCUGUUGGGUACAAUAAAUUUUGUGAGUGAGUUACCAUGAGCAUCAAAUGUUAAAGAAAAAAAAUCAGUUUUAUGUUUUUUGUGCUUAAAGUAAUGUUAUUAUCAUUAUUAUGUUAAGCAGUUGUAUAAUGCUCAACUUUUUUUUAUAACUC